CAUUGUUCAAAUCCAUAUAUCUAGAGAUAGAGAACCCCACCUUUCCCCAGCUCUACCUCCCCAACCAAAAAUCCUCCCAAAAACAAAAACAAAAAAUGGCCUCCAUGGUUUUUGCAUCAUUGCCUUUGAGUGCUCAAUCACAUGUCAAAUUAAGAACAAACUCAAAUUACCCUCGUUCUUCAUGUUAUGUUCCUUUACAGUCCAAGCCAAAUUCUUAUGUACAUUUAUCCUACAACAUUUCUGAUAUUGAGUCUUCCAAAUCUUCAUUUACCAAGGGUGAUGGUUUCUCUGAAUUUUCAUUGCUAAAAUUUCCAAGAGUUGCUUCAACAGUAUCUCCAUCUUUGAAUAUUAUUAAAGCCAGCAUGGAUGACUCCAUAUAUCGUUUUGACGCAUGCAAACUUGAAAAGAAACAAGGCCCUGUAACACGUACAGAUAUCCCCCUCAGUGACUACACAGGGAAGGUUCUGCUAAUUGUUAAUAUUCCUCAGCAAGGUUCUGAAUGGUCAAAAUCGCAGAUCGGCUAUCUCAAUAAGCUACGUAAAAAGUACUGCACGAAAGGAUUUGAAGUUUUAGGAUUUUUGUAUGACAAGAAUGAACUCGAAAAACAAGAACAUUUUCGUGCAAGAUGGAAAGGUCUUUUCCAUCAUCACAAGAAUGAACUCGAUGAAAAAUCAGUUACAGAAAUUCUUGGCAAAGUUGAAUUUCCAAUUUUCGGGAUGGUUGAACUGAAUAGAGAGUAUGGACAUGGUUGGGUGAACCAACGAAAGGAAGAUAAAGAUCUUUGGCACUUACUCAGGAAUAAAACCAUUAGUGGUGGGGAAGAAGAAAACAAAAUCAAAGAAGAUUUCGAAGCAUUUCUAGUAGAUCGACAGGGAAUCCCUCAGAAGCACUACCCUCGGUUUGACUAUGAAACGUUCGAAUCGCAACCCAAGGUAUCUGGUGGUGAUCCCGGUCCAAGCGCUGGACAACGACCAGACACUCGCUAUCCUAUAGAGAAUGAAAUUGCUCAAUUUUUUAAAGAGUGGUGAAACAGAGUGGCCAUCAGCAAAGUUGACAUAUUCUUCAUAUUGUUUUAUGGAGUGCUUUGGUAAAAUUAAACAAUUUACAUCAAAGUUAAUGAUGUAUUGCUCAUAUUGUGUGUACGUCGUAGCAAAAUAAUGUACUGGGGAUACAUGUUAUUAAUAAAUAAUGUUGGUAAUUUUUUUACGUAUUUAUUCCUAAGUUUUGCCUGAGCUUCAAGGGCUAAUUUCAUAUUAUUUUAAGGAACUUUUAAAAACU
Molecule: messenger RNA, 1278 nt
Organism: Lycium barbarum (goji berry)
Lineage: Eukaryota; Viridiplantae; Streptophyta; Magnoliopsida; Solanales; Solanaceae
Product: phospholipid hydroperoxide glutathione peroxidase, chloroplastic-like
Exons: 6
Coding region: 96-1028 (310 amino acids)
Biological process (GO): response to oxidative stress
Cellular component (GO): cytosol
Molecular function (GO): glutathione peroxidase activity
Source: RefSeq, a predicted model, not a curated record